AUGGGACAGACAGGGGUGGGGACCCCGGAGCUCUGGCGUGUGUAUGCGGCCAAGGACCGCAGCUGCAGAAAAAUGGUCACCAAAACGGGUCAGAUAUUUGAGUGCCAGCAGUUAAAAUGCGUUUCUUAUCUUUCAGGCUUGGUGUCCAGGUAUGAACCCAAGAAGUGAUCUCCAAAAAGAGACAUUUAUGAGACAGAAUCAUCCCAAUGGGCUAUCGUGGAACAAUGUAAAAGCCAUAAUCCUGAGAAAUUCAUUUUCAGAGAUUUUUGGGAAUGCAAAAGUCAGUUUGAGAGACAACAGGAACAACAGGAGGGCUAUUUGAAGCCAUUUAUUAUCAACCAUCAGCACAAGUCCAUUUUGAACCAAUAUAUAUGCUUUACUCAUUCAGGAAUUUUGUAAUAGGAAAUCUUUGAAUGUUAAGAAUGUAGGAAAAACUUCAGUUAUCUUUUAUUUUUUAGUAAUUACAAAAGAACUCAUUCUAAAGAAAAACUUUCUGAAUGUAAGAAGUGUUGGAAGGCCUUUAUUCAUUGCUUACAACAACAUCUGAAAAUUGAUAAUGGUGAAAAAUGCUAUGAAUGUAAAGACUGUGGGAAGGCCUUUAAUUAUGGCUCAGAACUUAUACUACGUCAGAGAGUUCAAACAGGUGAGACUGAAUGUGAGGAAUGUGGGAAGGCCUUGAGACAGCGAUCACAACUUACUCAACAUCAAAGACUACAUACUGAAAAACCCUAUGAAUAUAAGCAGUGUGGAAAGGCUUUUAUAAGGAGCUUUCAACUUACUGAACAUCUGUAACUCCAUACUGGUGAGAAACCCUAUAGGGGUAAAGAAUGUGGCAAGACUUUUAGGCAUCACUCACACCUUACCAUAUAUCAGAGAAUUUAUACUGGUGAAUGUGGAAAGUCCUUUAGCUAUUGCUCAAGUUUCUCUCACCAUCAGAAAAUUCAUUCUGGCAAAAAACCUUAUGAAUGUAAUGAAGUUGGGAAAGCCUUUUGUGAUCGCUUACAAUUUACCUUACAUUGGAGGAUUCAUACUGAUGAGAAACCUGAGUGUAACGAAUGUGGAACUUUUAGACAGUGCUCACACCUCAAAAGACAUCAAAGAAUUCAUAGUGAGAAACCUCAUGUGAAGGCAUUUAGACUUCAUUCACACCUUAUUCAACAUCAGAGAAUUUAUAUUGGUGAGAAGCCCUGCAAAUGUAAUGAGUGUGGGAAGACCUUUAGCUAACAUUCAAGCUUCUCACACCACCAGAGAAUUCUCGGAAAGAAACCAUGUGAAUAUGGGAAGAACUUUAAUAAUGGCUUCCAAUUUAAAUUGCAUGAGACACUUCAUACUGGUGAGAUACCAUUAAGGUUUCCUCUCCUCCCCACCUAAUCUAACAUCAUGAAAUUAUUUGUAGAGAUAAUACAACUUUUUUUUCUUUAAUGAAGAAGUUAGUAAAAUACUGAGUUUCAUUAGUAUUGAUUAUUUCAGUAAUCCUUGAAAGGAAAUUAAAGUGGGAAAAUGCAUGUUAUUGAAAGGUAAAAAUUGUUCUGGUUUCAGUGCUGUUUCUGAGUUACUGUAAUAACCACUAUUUGAAAUAAAUCUUAUAAAAUUAUGUUUUCACUGAAACCAGUGAAGUGUGGCAAAAAUAAAAUGAAAACAAUUUCUUCUCCUCCCACAAAUCCCUGAGAUAAUCCGUAUGUGUGUGUUGAUUCUUUCUUCAUGCUCAAACGUACGUGCGCGUACAAAGGUUUGUUGUAUGUGAAUGGAAGAGGUUUUACUCCCUCUAGUGACAUAAUUUCAUGGCAAUUUGCCUUUUUAACUUAAAUAA
Messenger RNA from Rhinolophus ferrumequinum (greater horseshoe bat), 1810 nucleotides. RefSeq names its product zinc finger protein 529 (gene ZNF529). NCBI's taxonomy places the organism in Eukaryota, Metazoa, Chordata, Mammalia, Chiroptera, Rhinolophidae. The record is from RefSeq and is a predicted model, not a curated record.